AUGGAUAAACCAGUAAAAUUGGCGAAAGUGACGAAGAUUCUUGGACGUACCGGUUCACAAGGGCAGUGUACACAGGUACUUGUUGACUUCAUAGACGAUCCUUCAAAUCGGUCAAUUAUCCGUAACGUAAAGGGACCAGUUCGAGAGGGUGACAUUCUAACAUUGUUGGAAGCAGAAAGGGAAGCCCGUCGACUUCGUUAA
Brugia malayi is the source of this 201-nucleotide messenger RNA. RefSeq names its product 40S ribosomal protein S28, putative (gene Bma-rps-28). The transcript has 2 exons. Bases 1 to 201 code for a protein of 66 amino acids. Gene Ontology annotation, molecular function: structural constituent of ribosome. NCBI's taxonomy places the organism in Eukaryota, Metazoa, Nematoda, Chromadorea, Rhabditida, Onchocercidae. Gene Ontology annotation, biological process: translation; ribosomal small subunit assembly; maturation of SSU-rRNA. Gene Ontology annotation, cellular component: ribosome; cytosolic small ribosomal subunit. The record is from RefSeq and is a predicted model, not a curated record.